Molecule: messenger RNA, 171 nt
Organism: Amoebophrya sp. A25
Lineage: Eukaryota; Dinophyceae; Syndiniales; Amoebophryaceae
Source: the annotation of a GenBank genome assembly
CGCACGUAUACCGAAGUUUGUGCGGUGUCGCAAAGAAGACGAACGGGGCAUGCUUUUUUCAGCUAUACAGCACUUCUUCGAUCUAAAACGUCCUCUAGCCAUUGGCGAAUUGGUUCCACCGCGUAUCAAGCUUUUGGGCAAACCUGCGGACAACAUGGCUGUACAUGGAUC